Messenger RNA from Ipomoea nil (Japanese morning glory), 503 nucleotides. RefSeq lists its product as uncharacterized. Bases 33 to 503 code for a protein of 156 amino acids. The record is from RefSeq and is a predicted model, not a curated record. The transcript has 2 exons. Lineage: Eukaryota; Viridiplantae; Streptophyta; Magnoliopsida; Solanales; Convolvulaceae.
ACCACUAACUUUCUUUUGAUUUUAAGCAGAAAAUGUCUCAACGUGCAAGGCAAAAUAAUACAACGUUGAUGUCCCAACCACCAAUAUCUAACUCUGAAAGAAAUCAACUACCAAGUCCACCAUCAAAUAAUUUCCCACAGUCCAGCCGAAAUAGUGAUUCAGAGCGAACUAUAUCCGCCUCACCAAAUGAUGUUCCAUCACCUCCAACUUCACCAAGCAACAUGCCCAUAGUACGCCCCAUUGGGAACAAUUUGUUUGAACCAUGGCGUGCAAAUAAAGUUAUCGAUUACGUAACUAAAAUAUUUCCAGAUGCUAUAAAAUCAUACAACGAUGCUCCUAUACAUAUGAAGGACGUAUGGUUUAAUGAAUUCAGGGUAACUUAUUUUAUAACUGCUAUUAGUAAAUUACUUUAUAACUACCAUAGGGAACUACUAAUAUAUACAUUUAAUAAUUUAUACCUUUACAAAUUACUUUAUACCUACUUUAUGCUCCAGAUGCUAUAA